AUGCUCUGCCGCUGGCUCCCAGCCACCAUCUCAAUUUCCCUAAUAACUUUAGCGCAUACGUGCCUCCCAGCCCUCCCUGUGUGCCCGCCAGGCCUCGAAUGCACGCCGGCCCCUCCGGCUGCCUGUCUACUUGGCAGUUGUGCAAAGCAGCAACAACUACAGAGUAACCCGUGUGGAGCUGGGUGCUCAUCAUAUGAGAUUUGUACCCAGAAGGGAUGCACGAGGAGGAAAGCGGCACAUGGGGUGAAGACGUUUCAACAGCAUCCGGUUGUUACCAGCUCACCUUUGAAUCCGGAUGCUCGGUUUCUUACUUGCUGUCAGUCGUUGGCAGUGGGUGAUGCUUGUAUGCCGACCUGUACUUUUGAUGGAUUUAAUAAACCUGAGAUUUCCGCAAUAUUCCUAAUGUCAUCCCAGUGCCCCUCCACCGGUUUGGCGCCAAUAUUCCAUUGUGCAGCCCUGGGCCACAACCAUACUUCCUGCUGCCUUGCCUCAAAUAUCCAUCCGGAUUGCUUGCAUUUUUGCGAUCAGGAAUUCUUCAAUUUCGAGGAGGUCGACGUUCGGCAUUUGAAAUGUUUAUCUCAAUUUGAUACGAUACGAUCUUGUUUUUAUAAUCACGCGAUUCGAGAUUAUUACCGACAGGAUUUGGUUGUU
Mesorhabditis spiculigera is the source of this 651-nucleotide messenger RNA. The record is from the annotation of a GenBank genome assembly. NCBI's taxonomy places the organism in Eukaryota, Metazoa, Nematoda, Chromadorea, Rhabditida, Rhabditidae.